Messenger RNA from Actinia tenebrosa (Australian red waratah sea anemone), 1155 nucleotides. RefSeq lists its product as uncharacterized. NCBI's taxonomy places the organism in Eukaryota, Metazoa, Cnidaria, Anthozoa, Actiniaria, Actiniidae. The record is from RefSeq and is a predicted model, not a curated record.
AUGACUGAAUCAUCCAACUACUUCGGUUCAUUUCAACCAUCAGUAACAAAGCCACUGAACACUAACCAUACCACCACAAAGCCAAGUAUAUUCCACCCGAGUGCUAUCUCACGAAUAGGAAAUGGAAUCAUCCUCACUGCUUCACUUGUAUUUGGCAUAUUAAUGAACUCUUUCACGGUAUAUUUGCUUAGAAAACGCAGCGUACUUAACAAGAGUACCACAACCGUCCUCCUCCAUCUGGCCACCUCGGAUCUCAUUGCAUGUUUCGUUGUCAUACCAAUGCAGUUUGUCUUAUUUGUUUCUGGAAUCCAUCCGCCGCCAGUUUGUUCUACGGCGUAUUACAUAUCAUUGAACUUCACGGUACUAGUAGAUUGUAGCUGUCRUGUUUUGCUUAGCGUUGAUCGAUGUUGUUCUGUCAGAGAGGCUCAAAUGAUUGGCAUCCCUGUGUUUUACUUCAAAAAAUUGCUUGCGGCAAUUUGGGGAGUUGCGAUAGGAAAUGCAAUCCUCACGGCGUUAACUAACCAAGGACGUAACCCUUGGGUUUUUGAAAGGGGGAAGUCUUUAGACGCUGGUACGAUUGUGUUAUAUAUAUUUAUCUGGUUUGCGCUAGCAGCUUUGGUCAUAGCUCUGUUCUGUGUUCAGUACACCGUAAAGAAACAAGACGAAGACGCAGGAGAAAAUUUCGGAAAUUCCAGCUCCAAGAAAAGAAGACAAAAACAGAUUAAAGUUUUAAAGUCAACGGCCAUCGCAAAGACCAGUGCGAUUAUUCUGUAUUUACCUUUGAUGUUGUGUGAAUACGUUUAUCGUGGAUUCAGGCUCCAGAGUCCAAGUACUACAUCCUUUUCACAUAUUUUAUUAUCCGUGUCUCAUGCAAUUAACCUGGUGAUCUACACAGGAAUGAGUAAAAAGUUUCGAGAAGCUGCGUGGAAGGAUUUGAAACUGCGCGUAACGAGGGCUAAUAUUCGCUCCUUACUAACUGAUAAACGAUCUGCAAGACAACGAACGGACCCUAAAAGACAAACAUUUAGCAGUUUUAUUGCUAGUAAUGACGAAAGGGACUCGUUCAGCGCAAAGGGUAGUGAGGAGAAGAGAGAUGAAGACAUGUUGAACAGUAUCUGUUCAAACGAUUCAAGGGAUAUAGAGUUUUCCAGAUAA